Exophiala bonariae is the source of this 849-nucleotide messenger RNA. RefSeq lists its product as uncharacterized. NCBI's taxonomy places the organism in Eukaryota, Fungi, Ascomycota, Eurotiomycetes, Chaetothyriales, Herpotrichiellaceae. The record is from RefSeq and is a predicted model, not a curated record. Gene Ontology annotation, molecular function: catalytic activity. The coding region runs from base 1 to 849 and encodes 282 amino acids. The transcript has a single exon.
AUGAAGCCAGUUGUCACGGAGAACGUGUUGGUAGACGGCGCGCGCAUCGCGUAUGGGAUUCACGGAGAAGGUGAUCCAGUAGUCCUCUUACACGGCACGCCGUCCUCCUCUCUAAUCUGGCGGAACAUUAUCCCUCACUUGGUGAACGCUGGAUUCAAAGUUCACGUCCACGAUCUACUCGGAUAUGGUGUUUCAGAGCGCCCAUGGGAUCCAAGCAUCGACACAUCCAUUUCAGGCCAAGUGCCCAUCCUCGAAGGACUACUGGAACACUGGGGAUUGAAGCAAGCCCACAUCGUAGCGCACGACAUCGGCGGCGGGAUCGCACAGCGCCUCGCCAUUUUCUCCCCACAGCGCGUCCUAUCACUCACGAUGAUCGACGUCGUCAGCUUCGACAGCUAUCCCUCGAAGCGCACGAAACAGCAAAUGGAGCAAGGCCUGGAAGUCCUCAUCAAGACGAAAGACGAGGACCAUCAAGCCCAUUUCAGGGAAUGGCUAAUUUCCGCCGUCCACGAUCCGCAGAACCUCGCGGCCACGAGUCUUGACACCUACCUCUCCUACAUCUCUGGACCCGUUGGCCAAGCCAGUUUCUUCCAGCAUCAGGUCCGGCACUAUGAUCCCAAGCAUACAAUGGAGGUCGCAGGCCGGUAUCACGAGCUGUCGCAGUUGCCGGUCAAGUUGAUUUGGGGCAGGGAUGAUGCGUGGCAGGUGCUGGAUUUGGCGCAUCGAUUGCAUGAGGCGAUUCCUGGCUCCGAAUUGAGUGUUGUUGAUGGCGCGGGUCAUUUCUCGCUGGAGGAUAAGCCGGAGGAGAUCGCGGAGCUCCUUGUUGACUUUUUGAAGAAGCAUCCCUAA